This is a messenger RNA of Ruditapes philippinarum (Manila clam), 5446 nucleotides long. RefSeq lists its product as uncharacterized. Bases 150 to 2945 code for a protein of 931 amino acids. Gene Ontology annotation, molecular function: nucleic acid binding. The transcript has 3 exons. The record is from RefSeq and is a predicted model, not a curated record. NCBI's taxonomy places the organism in Eukaryota, Metazoa, Mollusca, Bivalvia, Venerida, Veneridae.
CUAGUUUGUCUCGCCAAUUGUUACGUCAAUUUCAAAGUCUAUGGUUGUGAGUACCCCUAUCAGACAAUGAUGGAGUUGAAGGAAUUGAUGCAACAACUUUAAAUUUACCUAUAAAUCCUUUCUGUAUAUAUUGUAAAUAGAUUGUCAAAAUGAACUAUUAUGAACAAUUUUAUGAUGACCUAGAAUUCUGUGACCCUGAUGAUGAUCCUUAUCUGAGAAGAGGUCAACGGUACUAUAGUGAUGAUCGUUAUCAACAAGAUGACCUCUAUCGCCAUGGUGAUCCAUAUUACCAUGGCGACCCAUAUUACCAUGAUGACCUACGUGCUUCGGAAGCUUCUUCUCAUUAUAGAGAAUACAGUCAGUAUGAAACUGAGAGAAAUAACAUGAACCGGGGCCGCCCAGACAGACGGGCUCCAGAUAAUAGAGGUAGAGGUCAUGGGCCUUCAAGGGGAUAUGAUAGGUCAUUCAGAGGUCGUGGAAGAGGUCAAAGUCAGGAUCAGUUGAGAGAAACUUUGGGUAACAGUAGAGUUAAUGAAAAUGAAAGGAUAAGCAAUGAUCAUUGGAGAGGAAGAGCUAGGGGAAACAUGUGGCGCGGAAAUACUCGUGGAGGAAUAAAAGGUGUAAACUUUGUAAAAGCAGGGUCUAAUAAAUCUGCAGCAACAUCUGAUGGUUCAUCAAAGCCUGAAGAUAAUAAAAAGGCAAGUGAAAGUGAUCAAAUUAGGUUUGAUUAUAGAACUUACCAGAACAAACCUUCCGAGUCAGAGACGGAGGUAGAGCAGGCUAUGGAGGCCUACACGUGUCAACUUGGGUACGGCUAUGGGUAUGGUCCAAGGAAUGAUCUUGUAGAAGGGGACCAGCCAGAAUGGUUGAUAAGUUCAGAAUCUGGGAACCAGCAAGCCUGUCAGGUGACUGAAAGUAUAAUGCAGCAAGAAAGUGGGCCUGAAACUGAACCAAAGCCUGGGACAGAUGUUAAGAAAGCUAUGGUUAGUCCUGCUUUAAACUUUGUGAAAGCAAAAACUGAAUUUCAUAGUAUAGAUGUGGCCUUUCAUGAAAUGCAAGACCAAAAGCCUAAACCAAACUCUUUAAGUGUUAACUUUGGGAAUAAAAGGGUAGGUCUGGGUUUUGGUGUUAGUACAAACAGUGCCGCUGCAUCAAGUGGCAAUAUAUCAGCGGAGUACCAUGCUGGCGCGAAAAAUGGCUGUAACCCUAGAGUAGACGCUAAAUUCAUGAAUUUACAAAAAGCUAUAAAAUCAAGAAUGUUACCAAAUAAAAACGCUAUAGAAGUCACCCACAUGGCCGUGGAUAAAGUAAAAAUGAAGAUAAGUGAUGAAGUAGGUAUAGGUAAGAGAACACCAAGUGGACAGGCAAUGUUUUUGUGUCGUCUGGAGAUAGAUGGUGUGCUUAUAUCCCAAGGUCAAGCUACUACCAAAAAGGCUGCCAAGCAUGAAGCAUAUCAAAAUGGUCUAAAGGUUUUCAACCAUGACACUUUGACUGUGAAAGAGAUUUCUCUAGGUGUUUUUGAGUUAAGGCAGAAAGAACCAGAGUUUAAAGUUCCUUUUGUUGCUGGAAAGUCUGGAAAUUUAGGUGCUAAGGGUCAAGGUCAAAAACCACAAUAUACCACCAGUCAGAACGAGGGGAAAUCAGUAGCACAGUCUACUAGUGUAUGUGGACAAACAGCACAGUCUGAGAAUUCUAUGUCUCAAUCUACUCCUGAAUCUAGGCAGGCUAAUCUUUCAUCCUAUAGUAAACCAAAGAUCGUAUUUCACCAACCGAAUCAUCCAUUAAACAAUAAACCUCUGGCAUUCAGGAAAAGCGAUUCAUCCUGGACUGGGUCACAGUUUCAGCAGUCUGGGUCAAAUACGCCAGAAGCUUUAGCAACAAAACUGCUUAAUUUUGUAAAAGAAAACGCUGAUACAGACAGACAGACACAAAGCUGCACAUCUGAUCUGAGUGACAGUCUAAAUAAAAAUCGUGAUGCUUACAAUAUUAACAGGAACAAUUCACCAAUGCAAAACUUGAGGAAAAGAUCUGCAGGUGGAAAUGUUAGUGAAGGAAGAUUAAAAGUGCAGAAGAAAGGUAACGGAAAUGUGAAUCAUUCCAUAGAUGAUCUGUCUCAGUUUAUAUUGAUAGAUAGUACACCAUUGAAUAACACUGUGAAUGAGCUUUCUGUGUUACACAACAGUGCAAAUUUCAACAGAGUCGUCCUGAAGUUGGAAUAUGAAAAUGAUGGUGACGGUGUUCAGUGUAGUUUGUUGUUGUCAGAUAUAGUGGUUGCUAUGGCACACGGACCUACUAAAGAUGAGGCAAAACAGCUUGCUGUGACAGAUUCGUUGAAAAAUUUAAAAGAAUGUUGUUACACCAUAAAGAUAAAGCAAGCUGUUGAUUCGGACGCAAGUGGAUUCACAAAGGAACAGUUGCUAAGUGAUAUUCAACAAUCGGGAGAGAAUGUGGGCGGGGUUAUACCAGACAGCAACAUUGGAAAUAUGCUAUUGCGUAAGAUGGGAUGGGUCGGAGGAGGGUGUGGCAAAGAUGGGCGAGGUAUCUCAGAGCCUGUAAAGGCAGAAAUGAUCAUUGGAAGAGAGGGUCUUGGCUUAAGUGCCGAGAGAGGUAUUGGGAAAAACUUUCAUGAAAGAGUGACAAAAAUGUUACAAGAUUAUAUUAGAUCAGACGAACAAAAAGACUUGCAUUUUUCCUCAGAACUUCAAAAAGAAGAACGGGCCAUUAUUCAUAAAAUAGGUCAAAAACUUGGGCUUAAGACAAACAGUAAAGGUAAAAAUGAGAAUCGAUACCUGAUUGUUAGUCGGAAACGGAGUGCUCAAGAGUUACUGGAGCAUGUCCGGGAAAGUGGCGGUUCUACUAGUAAAUAUGAGCUUAUACCGCCUGAGGAUCCGGAUUAUGAUAUAACUAGGCCCGAGGAUAUUGUGCAUGGUCAUUCUAAACAAUAGACUUGUUACAGAGAAUCAGAUUGUCGCCUAUAUUUUUUUUGGAUGUUUUUAUUUUAUAUUACUGGUUUCAUCAUCAUUUGAGCUUACAAUUGUCUGUGUCAUUGUAUGAUUUUUAGCUUAUAUUUGUACUAAUGGUGGAGUUAUGCUGUCUGAUUUGUAUAUACAAUGUACAUGAAUGUCAUACUUUUGAUUCAUUUUUGUUGUUACCAACCCAAUUUUUCAUAGAACCUGUAAGGUACUGGGUUGAAACUUCGAAAAGUUUUUUGUAUCAAUCACCUCCGUAGUCUGUCAUUGAAUCCACAUUUCAUAUCACUAAUGAAUUAAUAAGAAGUACUUUAAAAAGAUAAACAGACUGGGUAAACCUGCUUUUUCUCACAUGCUUUUCUGAUAUCGUGGACAUUAUUUUAGCCCGGAUUUCAGUUUGCAAUUUUAAAAUAACCAAUGAAAAUCUUUCUUAUAUUCAGUUCUUACCUGUGAAUCUUAAAGGAAGUCAAACUGAUCUGCGACUGACUUCGUCCAAAAAAAUUAAAAGCAUUUUGAGAUAAAGCUAUUGAAUCUUUGAAUACUUCUUUAUUAUGUUUAAACCCUUUUCAAGGAAAAGCAUAUCUUUAGUGGAUUGGUAUUGGACUUAAUUUUGACUAACAGAUUACUAGAUCCUCCACUGACAUAUUGAUGUCAUAUGUUAAAAUGAGGUUGAUAUAAAAAGCACACUUGUCUGUUAUCAUACCAUUGAAUUUGUAAGUCAAGGGCUGGGACUAAAGUUUAUCGUGAAAAUGAUGGCCCUAUUUUAAUAAUCAUGAUGCAUUGAAAUGCAAUUUUGUUGUGGUAGCCUUUUUAUUGAUAAUUAACCAUAAUUAAAUAGUAAUUUCCGGCUGAUAAUUGGUCAGUAUAAUUUUUUGCAGGUUUCUGACCCAAUCAGAUACCCCAGAUCUGAGUUUGAGUCUAGAAAAAAAUCUUUCUAACCUUGGAUCCAGAUUGUCAUCAUCUGUUAUAUAUCAAAAAGGUGCAUUAAAGAUGCACACCUCCAGAUUCAUACUAAUUUUUAUGAAAAUUCGAAAAUGAAUUUAAAAGUAUAAUAUUGUGAAUUUACCAAAAGAAUGCAAUUUACACAUUAUCAAUUGUACUUACAACCCAUGUUGAUUACCAUAAAGAGGUCAAAAUAUGCAAAAAUAGCCCUUACUGCUUUAGUAACAUAGUAGAAAUACAAGUAUAAAUGCUGAAAAAUCAGUCAUAAAUCACACAUAACAUGUAAACUAUGACUAGAAUUUUAAAUCUUUACUUUUCCUAAAAUAUUAAUACAUUAAUAUUCUCAGGUUUGAUUUUAUUAAAUAUUUUUGAUCAUCUGGAGGCGUUCAGCUUUAAUACUGUACAAAAUUUUUGCUAAUGAACUAAAUUUUUCCCUUCAUUGUCAUGUACAUUUAAGAUAUUGUCCAGGGGUAAUAACUCUAGCAUGCAGUCUUUUUGUACAUGUUUAACUGUGAUUGAUUCAGUUUAAAGAAUAUUGGAGAUAAUAUGGAUGUGGGAUGACAAAUAUCAUAUCACCAUUACAUUGAUAUUUGAUAACUUACCUAUAUUUCACUUUCAUACAUAUUGUACUCACCCUGGAUAAGUUUUUGGGAUCAAGUUGUUAUCUCUAAACUACCUAAAGGAAUGGGUUGAAACUUAGUAGGAGGUCUCUUUCCAAGGCCCAUAACUCUGACAUGGACUUUAAGAGAAUAAUGGCCUUUUUUUAACUUAGAAAAUUUUACAUUUUCCUUGUUUUUGGUUUACGUUCAAGCACUUAAAAUAGUCAACAUGCUAUCACACUGAAAACUCUUCUUAUUUAGCCAAAAUUAUCAUCGUUUUUUCAAAUCUGUAUAUAAAAUCUAAUAAACGAUACAACAACAUAGUUGAUUGCAACCUCUAGGCACUUUGUAAAAUUUCUGAUAAGGAUAAUAUGGACAUGGCCUAUAUAAGAAUUUUCUAACAAGGUCUAUGUACACAACCACUGAUCUUUAUUUAGUUUUUAAAAUUAUAAACAUUAACAAACAUUAACAAAUGAAAAAAGACCCACAACUCUAGCAUUGGUUUCCACUGACUUACUCCCCUUUUGUGAAAUUGCAGCUGUCUUCUAACUUCUCUCAUUACCAUUAAUUCAUUUAGCUGGAGAAAUCAUUUCUUGGAAAAAGAACUAGAUUGUUUCUUUGAACAAGAUUAUUUCUUGGAACAAGAGUUAUUUUUAGAACUAUUUUGAGUUUAUUUGUUACAAGUUAUGAACUGUGUUUGUAUUGUGAUGUAAAGCAUAAAAAGUCCUUUAAUCAGAUACAUUUGUUAGUGAUACAUCUAGGUGUGCUUGUUUGAAACUUUUAUUUAAAUCCUGAAUUAUAAAAGUCAGUGUGAAAUAAUUAGUCAUUGUAAUUUUGAAAAAAAAUUUACAACAUGUACUUUGAAUAUUUGAAAAUGAACUUAAUUUUGAGACUUAAUAAGCAGAUUUUAUCAAUUAAAGUGAAGUAAAAGAGAAA